This is a messenger RNA of Folsomia candida, 965 nucleotides long. RefSeq lists its product as uncharacterized. The record is from RefSeq and is a predicted model, not a curated record. NCBI's taxonomy places the organism in Eukaryota, Metazoa, Arthropoda, Collembola, Entomobryomorpha, Isotomidae. Bases 99 to 890 code for a protein of 263 amino acids. The transcript is spliced from 3 exons.
CUCACAUCUUAAAUAAAUAUGUGCUUACUUUAAAACAUUGGUUCUCUCUCACCCAUCAAUUCUACCAAAAUUAUUAUAAGUUUUACUCUUUGAAAAUCAUGAAGCUAAUUAGUUUCGCUCGAAUUGGGAUUAUAUCCACAAUUUUAAUUAUUUAUGGAACUUCACAAUCGUACGGUUCCAAAUAUGCCGACGAACUGGCCGAAGCCGGCCAACAGUUGCAAUCCGUCCUGGUCAAAAAUGAAUACACUUCUGACCUCAGAUCUAAUGUUUUUGAGUACAUUUCCCACUCAAAAAAUGGAAUGACCUUCUUCCUCUACGUGAUCCAAAUUAUGCAUGAAAUGCUGAAUCAACCCGAAGUCAAAGAGGUCCUCCAAUUCCUCACGGACAACGACAUCGACAUCAUGAAACUUUUCUCCGUCAACGUGCCACCCAACGUGGUUGACAAAAUGAAGAAAAUGGAGGAAGGCGAAGAUGACUCGGGUUCCGCGGACACCGCCGCUCGACCCCCGCUCCCCAACAUUUCCGACCUCAUCGAUCUCGACGCCUUCAUCUCCAUCGCAAUCGAACUGCUCGAGGAAAACACGGCGGUCCAAAAAAUAUUCGACAUGCUGUCCGAAACCUCCCUUCAACUCGAGGUUUACGCCAUCAUUCAAAAAUACAAGGACACGGACAACUUCAAAAAAGUGUUCCAAAGCAGAGAUGCCCCCAUCAAGCUCCCCACGCAACAAAUUAUUAAGGGACUGACGAAAAUGUUCACGUCGAGGAAGGGAAACGUGGACAGAUUCGUGGAUGGGAUGGAGCUUAUGCUGAAUUGCAAGGAAAAUGCUAAAAACUCGGGGUGUGCCGGGAUCGCGAAGUAUCGGAAGUUGGAAAAGAAGGUGGAAUUAUAAAAAAAAUAUGAGGAUUGGAAUUAUUGUAUACGUAGUACUGACUUUACCGGAAAUAAAUUGAGAUUUGAGAAAGUA